AUGAGGAGAACUUAAGGAAAUGAAAGUGGAAAAGAGAGUGUGCUAUAGUGUGUCCCACAGAAACACUUGUACACAUGUAAGGCGUGCUCACACAACUUGUGAUGGUUGAACCUCAACCAUGAUAAAAUUUUUGCUCAUCCAACAACAUCAGUUCACUCUCCACCAUUUCAUCUUCUGUCUGCCAUCAAUGGCUACCUUCAACAUGUCAUUUCUCACGCAACCCCAUUCUAGUCUUCCCAAUUUUCCCAAUUUUUCUUCCCAAAAUACCCCUUCUUUCUCCUCAUAUUCACUUCCCAAAACUUCCCUUAUUUUCCCUUCCUUUACUGUCCGACCCCAAAACGGAACCAUCACUCGCCGCAUCGUUGUUGUUGCAGCUCUGAAAAAACUCUCUGAAACAGACCCUUUAACUGUGCCUGUACAACCUAAUGAAAUAUCUGCAAGGUUCCCGAAUGAAUCAGGUGUAUAUGCUGUGUAUGAUAGUAAUGGUGAUCUUCAAUUUGUUGGCAUAUCACGCAAUAUUGCUGCCAGUGUUGUUUCCCAUAAGAAUUCUGUACCCCAAUUCUGCUCUUCCGUAAAGGUUGGUGUGGUUGAUGAGCCAAAUAGAACAGCUUUAACUGAAUCUUGGAAAUCAUGGAUGGAAGAACAUAUUGCGACCAGUGGAAAGGUACCACCAGGUAAUGAACCAGGAAAUUCGACAUGGGUACGUCAGCCUCCAAAGAAGAAGGCUGAUCUAAGGUUAACACCAGGCCGUCAUGUGCAGUUGACAGUUCCCUUGGAGGACCUCAUUGACCGGCUAGUGAAAGAGAACAAGGUGGUUGCUUUCAUUAAAGGAUCAAGAAGUGCACCACAAUGUGGGUUUUCACAAAGGGUGGUAGGCAUUCUUGAAAGUGAAGGUGUCGAUUAUGAAAGCGUCGAUGUCCUCGAUGAAGAGUACAACGCCGGGUUGAGAGAGACGUUGAAGAACUAUAGUAACUGGCCUACAUUUCCACAAAUUUUUGUAAAGGGUGAGUUAGUUGGUGGGUGUGAUAUCUUGACCUCCAUGUAUGAAAAGGGCGAACUUGCCAGCUUGUUCAAAAGCUAAAUGUUCAAUUAGCAGUAAAGAGUACGCUUUGUUGUAAGAAUUACACAUCUUUGAACUAAUUCACUCAUCAGUGUGUCUGGUGUUGUAGAAAUAGUGGAAUAGUUGGAAGACGUUCAUUGGUCCUGUGUACAACAGAAUUUUGUUCUAACUAACAAAUGGAUGCAUAUUUUUACUGA
Capsicum annuum is the source of this 1257-nucleotide messenger RNA. RefSeq names its product bifunctional monothiol glutaredoxin-S16, chloroplastic. The coding region runs from base 119 to 1081 and encodes 320 amino acids. The transcript has 2 exons. The record is from RefSeq and is a predicted model, not a curated record. Lineage: Eukaryota; Viridiplantae; Streptophyta; Magnoliopsida; Solanales; Solanaceae.